This is a messenger RNA of Pocillopora meandrina, 528 nucleotides long. The record is from the annotation of a GenBank genome assembly. Lineage: Eukaryota; Metazoa; Cnidaria; Anthozoa; Scleractinia; Pocilloporidae.
AUGAGUUUGGCACCAAAAAUAGACGAACUUCGUAUUUUUUUGAACACCCACGAGUUUGAUCUUUGUUGUAUAACGGAGACAUGGCUGAAAGAUUCUAUUGAUGACAGCGUAGUUGACAUUAGUGGCUACAACAUCAUACGCAAAGAUAGGACCCACAAGCUACAUGGGGGUGUGGCUCUAUAUGUAAAAGAUUCCAUCAAAUUCUCAAUUCUACGGGACUAUGAGUUUCCUGACCCCGAGGGCCCUGAGGUUUUGUGGGCCAAAAUCACGCCCAACCGAUUGCCCCGGGGUUAUAGCUGCCUUAUCAUUGGUACAGUAUACCAUCCUCCACCGCCUGCCAAAGAUGAGCCCCUCCUUGAUUACAUGAUGGAUUCUCUCUCUAGGAUAGAGAGUGAUAUCCCUGGCGCAGGUAUAAUUCUCGCUGGCGACUGGAACAGGGCAAAUGUUUCACCAGUUAUUAAGCAGUUCCGCCUCACGCAAGUCGUCCAUUUUCCAACAAGAGGGAUCGUACACUCGACAAAGUGCUAA